Cryptomeria japonica (Japanese cedar) is the source of this 1485-nucleotide messenger RNA. RefSeq names its product G-type lectin S-receptor-like serine/threonine-protein kinase At2g19130. Gene Ontology annotation, biological process: protein phosphorylation. Bases 1 to 1485 code for a protein of 494 amino acids. Lineage: Eukaryota; Viridiplantae; Streptophyta; Pinopsida; Cupressales; Cupressaceae. The transcript has 3 exons. The record is from RefSeq and is a predicted model, not a curated record. Gene Ontology annotation, molecular function: protein kinase activity; ATP binding.
AUGGGCGGACUAAAAGUACGUUGCAGGAACCUUUUGCGGGCUUGCUACGUGCCCUCUGUAUUUUAUACUAUCAAAGCUCUCCACUUCCAGAUAUGCCCUUCAAACAUUUUUUCUUUCCUGCGCUCUGACCCUUCCAGAUAUGUCAUUACUUCUGAGUUUCUUAUUUACAUCGUGCUCGCAAUAUGCAGAGAGCACUGCUCGCUCUUCUACAACUGCAUACAGAGGCACCACAUGGAUCAACAGUAUCCACUCAUUAGAUUUCUUGCCAUCAUCAUUUUGUGCAGAUGCACUUGUGACACAGGAUACCUAUUUGCAACUUUCUUUGUUAUCAGAGACAAUAAUGGUAAGCUGUUGGACAUGCAAAUGGUGUGGAGUUCAAACCGAGAGCAGAAGGUGCAAGAAAACGCAACCCUUGCACUCACCUCCACAGGAGUUGUGCUAAGGGAUGCAGAUGGCAGUCUUGUUUGGUUUACAAAUACAUCCAACCAUGGUUUUCAAGGGAUGAUGAUACAAGAAUCUGGGAAUCUUGUUCUCUUUAACAUCUCCAGUGGAAUCAUAUGGCAGUCUUUUGAUCAUCCCACUGAUACUGCGCUUUUGGGUGAGAAGUUGAAAGUGGGGCAGAAGCUUACUGCAAACACUUCUCCUACUAAUACAAGCCGAGGUAUUUUCUAUUGUUCCUUGUCUGUCGAUGGCUUCGGUGUGUUUACAGACACUGCACCCCCUCAAAGGUAUUUUACGUACACUUUUACACCUUCACCAGUGAGUUUAUAUUAUCUCCAGUUGGACAACGUGUCAGUAUAUUUCUUUAGUGAGAAUGGUAUCGCGUUUAAGCAAAUUCCCAUACCCAGGGGUAGCCUCUCCUUUAAGAUUGAUUCAGAUGGGCAUCUGCAGUUUUGUUCAAUUCUAGAAGUGGUACUAAGGUCUAAGAUUGACUAUUUAUCAACCUUUCUGGGCAUAUUGGAUGUGUGCGAUUAUCCAGCGCUAUGUGGAAAAUUCUGUUUUUGCACAGAUGGGCAAUGCAGCUGUCCAAGACAGGGCAAUGCUUUUUAUCAGAUUGACGCCACAAAGCCCAAUUUGGGCUGUCUUCCCCACAGACCUCUUGUGUGCUCAGAGACAUCCAUAAGCAGUAACCGUGCGCAUGGUCAUCACUUUUUGGAGCUGGAUCAUGUUUCUUAUUUUACUUAUCGUUACAAUAAUCCUUCCAAUCCACAGUUGGUCUCACGAGAUUACUGUCAAAAUCUAUGCCUUGAAAAUUGCUCUUGCGAAGCUGCGUUUUUCAGACGAAAAAAGGAUGAAGAUGAGGACAAUCGUGUAGAUUGGCCGGCAGGCUUGCGUCUGCGUUACUCAUUCCAAGAAUUGCAGAAUGCCACAAAUGACUUUAGUAUGAAGUUGGGAAGUGGAGGAUUCGGUUCAGUUUAUGAAGGUGUUUUGUCAGACGGCUCAAAGAUAGCUGUGAAGCGCCUUGACAAAGCAGGACAAGGAUAA